UUCUAUUAGUUAAAAAAAAAAAAAAAAAUGGCCGACGAGGUAAGGGAAAAAAACACAGUUGUUGAAGAAAGCGACGUCAAAGAGGAACCCAAAGUUUUGGAAGUUCUUCCAGACAGCCACCCUGUUGGCAUUAGUAGCGAUGAAGAGGGGCCAAUAGACGAACCGGCGACCGAGAGCAACUGGUCAACACCGAUCCUGUCGCUGGCACGGAAGGCGACCGAGACGAUCAGCAGUGGGGUCAGCUACGGUGCAGCUUUGAGAAACGCAACAUCGUCGGGAUCUGCCGCUAGCUCUACUGCCAGUCCGACUAAACAAAAGUCUACCGAGAAUGACACCAACCAAUACCUACCAGCAGUGAAGGACCAUAUGGCUGUGGAGCGCUCCAACCUGUUCAGUAUGAUGAAGCUGAGUAUUAAGGGCCUGAUCCAGUCUUCUCUGAGUCUGGGCAGAACCCUGGACUCUGACUACCCACCUCUGCAGCAGUUCUUUGUGGUUCUGGAGCAGUGCCUCAAACACGGACUGAAAGUGAAGAAGUCAUUCAUCAAUCAGAAUAAGUCUAUCUGGGGUCCUCUGGAGCUGGUUCAGAAGCUGUGUCCUGAUUCUACUGAUAUUACCACCAGUGCCAGAGACCUGCCAGGGAUAAAGACUGGGUUGGGUCGGGCUCGGGCCUGGCUGCAUCUGGCCUUGAUGCAGAAGAAAUUGUCUGACUACCUGAAAGCCCUGCUGGACCGUAAGGACAUCCUAGGUGAGUUCUACGAUCCAGGAGCGUUGAUGAUGGAGGAAGAGGGAACAGUGAUGGGAGGGAUGCUGAUGGGGCUAAACGUCAUUGAUGCUAACCUCUGUAUCAAAGGAGAGGACCUGGACUCCCAGGUGGGGGUCAUAGACUUCUCCUUGUACCUGAAGGACCCUAUGACCACUGAGACCACUAAGGAUGAUGCUAAGCUGACGGCCAUAUUGGACCAGAAGCACUACAUCGAGGAGCUGAACAGACACCUAAGCUGCACCGUCACUGACCUGCAAGCCAAGAUGGACUCCAUAGAGAAGACCAACAGCAAGCUCAUUGAGGAGCUGACGGCAGCGACAGACAGGAUUAACUCUUUACGGGAGGAACAGGAAACCCUGAGACAUGAGAAUGAGACCAUUGUCCAGAGCACUCAGAAGAAAGAGGAGGCGACCCUGGAGGACAGUGCAGUAGAGCUGGAGACAUACAGACAGACACGACAGGGCCUGGAUGAGAUGUACAGUGUGGUGUGGAAACAGUACCAGGAGGAGAAACGCAUCAGACAGGAGUUGGAGAGGGAGCUGAAACUGCAGGUAGGACUAAAGCAGGAGAUGGAGAUGGCCAUGAGGCUUCUGGAGAAAGACACGCAUGAGAAACAGGACACACUGCAAGCCCUCCGACAACAACUAGACCAGGUCAAAACCCUCAACCUGCAGAUGUUCCAUAAGACACAGGACUGUGAGCGCGAGGCCCAGAGGAAGGAGGAGGAAGAGGGACAACUGGAGGAGAAGAUGAACCAGAUGGAGACCACCAUUAAAGAGAUGGAGCAGAGACUGCAGAACUCUGAGCGUGAUCGAAGACAGAGUGACCAGACAGAGAGAGACAUGAGGGCCGAGUUGGAGGGCAGAGUAGACUCCCUACAGAAACAGCUGUCUGACCUGGACACACUGAGGCUGGGUCUGGAGAGUGAUCUGCGCAGUGAGAAGGAGCAGAGACAGGCCAUUCAGAGAGCUCUGCAGAGAGAACAGGACAACAGCACCGAGCUACGCACCCAACUACAACAGAUACAGGGGCUACACACGGAGCUGCAGGAAGUUCAUCAGGAGAAGAAGCAGCUCCAGCUGACCUGUCAGGACCAGGAGACGGCCUUACAGGAGAUGGGCCUACACCUCAGCCAGUCUAAACUGAAGAUGGAGGAUUUCAAAGAGGUCAACAAAGCCCUGAAGGGCCAAGCCUGGCUGAAAGACGAUGAGGCUACACAGUGUAAACACUGUCAGAAGGAGUUCUCUAUCGCUCGCAGAAAGCACCACUGUAGGAACUGUGGAGAUAUCUACUGUAACAGUUGUUCUAGUAAUGAGUUGGCCCUGCCCUCCUACCCUCGACCUGUACGGGUCUGUGACAUCUGCCACUCCCUACUGCUGCAGAGGAGCACCUCUUCCACCUCCUCUUGACACACACAAGUAGACCCUCAUACACACACUCCUUGAUACAAGCAGACCCUCAUACACACACUCCUUGAUACAAGCAGACCCUCAUACACACACUCCUUGAUACAAGCAGACCCUCAUACACACACUCCUUGAUACAAGCAGACCCUCAGACACACACUCCUUGAUACAAGUAGACCCUCAUACACACACUCCUUGAUACAAGUAGACCCUCAUACACACACUCCUUGAUACAAGUAGACCCUCAUACACACACUCCUUGAUACAAGUAGACCCUCAUACACACACUCCUUGAUACAAGUAGACCCUCAUACACACACUCCUUGAUACAAGUAGACCCUCAUACACACACUCCUUGAUACAAGUAGACCCUCAUACACACACUCCUUGAUACAAGUAGACCCUCAUACACACACUCCUUGAUACAAGUAGACCCUCAUACACACACUCCUUGAUACAAGUAGACCCUCAUACACACACUCCUUGAUACAAGUAGACCCUCAUACACACACUCCUUGAUACAAGUAGACCCUCAUACACACACUCCUUGAUACAAGUAGACCCUCAUACACACACUCCUUGAUACAAGUAGACCCUCAUACACACACUCCUUGAUACAAGUAGACCCUCAUACACACACUCCUUGAUACAAGUAGACCCUCAUACACACACUCCUUGAUACAAGUAGACCCUCAUACACACACUCCUUGAUACAAGUAGACCCUCAUACACACACUCCUUGAUACAAGUAGACCCUCAUACACACACUCCUUGAUACAAGUAGACCCUCAUACACACACUCCUUGAUACAAGUAGACCCUCAUACACACACUCCUUGAUACAAGUAGACCCUCAUACACACACUCCUUGAUACAAGUAGACCCUCAUACACACACUCCUUGAUACAAGUAGACCCUCAUACACACACUCCUUGAUACAAGUAGACCCUCAUACACACACUCCUUGAUACAAGUAGACCCUCAUACACACACUCCUUGAUACAAGUAGACCCUCAUACACACACUCCUUGAUACAAGUAGAAUCCUCAUACACACAAUCCUUGAUACAAGUAGACCCUCAUACACACACUCCUUGAUACAAGUAGACCCUCAUACACACACUCCUUGAUACAAGUAGACCCUCAUACACACACUCCUUGAUACAAGUAGACCCUCAUACACACACUCCUUGAUACAAGUAGACCCUCAUACACACACUCCUUGAUACAAGUAGACCCUCAUACACACACUCCUUGAUACAAGCAGACCCUCAUACACACACUCCUUGAUACAAGCAGACCCUCAUACACACACUCCUUGAUACAAGCAGACCCUCAUACACACACUCCUUGAUACAAGCAGACCCUCAUACACACACUCCUUGAUACAAGCAGACCCUCAUACACACACUCCUUGAUACAAGCAGACCCUCAUACACACACUCCUCUUGACACACAAGUAGACACUCAAUCUUUCUUCUCUCUAGGCUGUGCUCAAAGCCCACAGUACUCUUGGUCAUUGAGAACACAUUUUAAUCCAAUUUGAGCAGGAAAUCUGGUGUGAGCUAUAAAGUUGUUUCGCCACUUACCUGAAAUUCAGGAUCUUUGGGAAUGGUUGACUUUAACUGUAGAGGGUUCUACCCUCCUCUUGGGCUAAUACUGCCUUCUCUCUUUUAAACUCAUCUGGAGGGAUUUCACUAAAUAAGAUCAAUAAACAAUAGUGAGUCAGCGGGGCUAAUUGUUUCAUUGUUACGAACAAACUCCAUUCCCAGUUAUACUCCAUAUAUACCCUCUAAGACGCCACAUUUAAAAUGAUAGUUGUCGUUGAAGGGAGCCACAGGCUAUUGGAACAUCAGUGUUUGUUGUAAUAUGAAUGACCGACUAUGCAACUAUCUCAAUUGUGGGGAAAUGUUAGAUUAACUAUUUCAAUUCAAUGCUAUUAUUGAAGGUCAGUUCAAGAAAAGCAACGUUGAUUGACUUUAUUAUAGUAAUUUAGAGCAGAACUUUUUCAUUUAGCUUUGAAAAAGUCUUAGAGCUGAUUUAUAUAGAAUCAUGUGAAAGUUUCACUUCGUGACGCAAAGGAAUGUUCUUAGACAUCUUGAUGUGUUAUUUCAGAAUGUAUAUAAUGAGUUUUAUGUAUACUAACAGCCAUUUUCGGGCCAGUCAUUGGGUGGGGGGGUUUGAGCAAUGUUUUCUAUCAAGAUAUUUAAUAAACUUAUCUGAAUGAG
Oncorhynchus masou masou (cherry salmon) is the source of this 4395-nucleotide messenger RNA. Its product is annotated as RUN and FYVE domain-containing protein 1-like. Gene Ontology annotation, molecular function: metal ion binding. The coding region runs from base 28 to 2172 and encodes 714 amino acids. Gene Ontology annotation, cellular component: cytoplasm. The transcript has 15 exons. The record is from RefSeq and is a predicted model, not a curated record. Gene Ontology annotation, biological process: regulation of endocytosis; protein transport. NCBI's taxonomy places the organism in Eukaryota, Metazoa, Chordata, Actinopteri, Salmoniformes, Salmonidae.